CUGGCCCGGCCGCACGCGGGCUGUGGCCGAGCACUCACCGGGGCCCGGACGGGGCGGGAGGGCAGGGCGCGGUCGCAGCGCCGCCGAGCUUCCCGGGAGCGAUCGGAGACCGGCGAGCGAAGGGCUCCGAGGAGCACUGGAGAUGUCCUGUCCGCGCCUCUUCCUGCUCAGAUACCUGUUCCCGGCCCUCCUGCUUCAUGGGCUGGGAGAGGGUUCUGCCCUCCUUCAUCCAGACAGCCGAUCGCAUCCUAGAUCCUUAGAGAAAAGUGCCUGGAGGGCUUUCAAGGAGUCGCAGUGCUAUCACAUGCUCAGACAUCUCCACAAUGGUGCACGGAUCACUGUGCAGAUGCCGCCUACAAUCGAGGGCCACUGGGUCUCCACUGGCUGUGAAGUAAGGUCAGGCCCAGAGUUCAUCACAAGAUCUUACAGAUUCUACCACAAUAACACAUUCAAGGCCUACCAGUUUUACUAUGGCAGCAACCGGUGCACAGACCCCACCUACACGCUCAUCAUCCGGGGCAAGAUCCGCCUCCGCCAGGCCUCCUGGAUCAUCCGAGGGGGCACUGAAGCUGACUACCAGCUGCACAAUGUCCAGGUCAUCGGCCACACAGAGGCAGCAGCCGAGAAGCUCAGCCAUCUGGUGAACCGCACCUGCCCGGGCUUCCUGGGAGCCGGGGGCCCCUGGGUGCAGGAUGUGGCCUAUGACCUGUGGCGGGAGGAGAACGGCUGUGAGUGCACCACAGCCGUGAGCUUUGCCAUGCACGAGCUGCAGCUCAUCCGGGUGGAGAAGCAGCACCCACAGCACAGCCCAGACCACCUGGUGGAGGAGCUCUUCCUCGGCGACAUCCACACCGAUGCCUCCCAGAGGACGUUCUACCGGCCGUCCAGCUACCAGCCCCCGCUGCAGAAUGCCAAGCACCACGACCACACCUGCAUAGCCUGUCGGAUCAUCUACCGGUCAGAUGAGCAACACCCGCCCAUCCUGCCCCCCAAGGCCGACCUGACCAUUGGCCUGCAUGGUGAGUGGGUGAGCCAGCGCUGCGAAGUGCGCCCUGAGGUCCUCUUCCUCACCCGCCAUUUCAUCUUCCACGACAACAACAACACCUGGGAGGGGCACUACUACCACUACUCAGACCCUGUCUGCAAGCACCCCACCUUCACCAUCUAUGCCCGUGGCCGCUACAGCCGUGGUGUGCUGUCCUCCAGGGUCAUGGGAGGCACAGAGUUUGUGUUCAAAGUGAAUCACAUGAAGGUCACCCCCAUGGAUGCGGCCACAGCCUCACUGCUCAAUGUCUUCAAUGGGAAUGAGUGUGGGGCCGAGGGCUCCUGGCAGGUGGGCGUCCAGCAGGAUGUGACCCACACCAAUGGCUGCGUGGCCCUGGGGAUCAAACUACCUCACACAGAAUAUGAGAUCUUCAAAAUGGAACAGGACGCCCGGGGGCGCUACCUGCUCUUCAACGGCCAGAGGCCCAGCGACGGGUCCAGCCCCGACAGGCCAGAGAAGAGGGCCACGUCCUACCAGAUGCCCCUCGUCCAGUGUGCCUCCUCUUCACCCAGAGCCGAGGACCUCUCGGAAGACAGCGGAAGCCGCCUGUAUGGCCGGGCCCCCGUGCACGAUGGCCAGGCCCUGCCACUGGCUGUGCUGACCUGCUUUUGGACUCUACCAUACUGGGACAUCCUCAGAUAGGAGUUUUUAGAAAGUUAUAUUUUUACAAGCCAGAAUUCCUUACAACUUAUAGACCUUCUUUACCAGAAGAAAAGGACAUUUAUUCUUUUGAUGCACUUGAAUGCCCGAGAGCCUUCUUUCCUUUUCUCCUCUCCCUCCCUCCCCACCGCCUCAGUCAUGAACAGCCACAGUGUUUGAAGUUUCUGCUUUGAACUCCAUCCAGCCUGAUCCCGAGUCCCUGAACGACUUCACAACAGUAAUUGCACUUUAAGACAGCAGCGUCUCGGGCCAGCCUAUUUGGUAGCAGGGACGAGAGUGAGGGCUUCUUAUUUCUGCCUCCUAAUUAUUGUAUUUCUGAGUUGAAUUUAGGAGAGGCAAAUAUCAAGCCACAGCUCUCACUGUGGGUUGCGUCUUGUCCUCCUUUGAAACUGCUUUCCUUUCUGAGUUGUAGAUGCUGGAAUUUAAUGCAGAGUUGAUCUGGGACCGUGACCCAGACACCUCUUAUUAAUAAAGAAAAGAUGGGUGUAGAUGUGUACACACAAAGACACACGGCGAAACCACUUUCACAGUCUGUAUGCAAAACCGAAGGGAAUCAAAGCUGGCAUUUCAGAAAGGCCCAGUGAGAACAGUGUCAGUAAUUAAGGUUUCAAAGUAAUUUAGGCUGUUUUUCCAGCAGGUGGCUUACCUCAGUGAAAGAAGAAGUGUUGUGGACGUGGCAGAAGUGUGGUUUGUGGUAGUGGGGAAAGCAUGCAGCUUCCCGGCCCUCUCCUCACAGGGGACCCGGGGAACAGCAAAAGCACCCCUGUCGCCAGCCACACAGGAGCAGGUACCCGGUGUGGGAUGCCACAUGACCAACAGCACAGGUGCCCAUUCAUUGCAGUUUCGUUUUAGAAGGGGACAUGAGCCCUGAGUGUCACUGGGGGUGGGCAGAAAGAGCUGCCUUCCACCCACACGCAGGAGCACACACGCAGACAGACACGGCUGCUGGCGAGGCCGUGGGUCGGUCUGUGCUGUGCAGUGCCGCUCUGUGUGAGUCCAGCUUGUCACUGGACAUGCUGGCUGGUCUCAGUGUCCCUCCUCCGGUGACUUGGCUGUGUGCCCUCGGUGAGUUUCAGGGUCACCCUUCGCAGGUCUGCUUCCAUCUUGGAGGUUGGAAGCUCAUUCUUUUGGAGUACGGCUAAUGGUACCAUCUCACACCAAGUGUCAUUGCUAAAAGGGACCAAUGGAGGGAAACGGUGAGCGCCUAUAAGCCCAGAUGGGACUAAAAGCAAAAAUGCAAACGGUGGUUGAGGGUAGGAGUCAUCCUCGCAUGUAAGAAUUAACUUUCUGAAAUGCUGCCCCCUUGGUGCUGGUAGGUCAUGAGGAGACACGGAGCUCUCAGAGCGCUUUCUAUUCAGGUUCUGUUUUAAGAAGUGCUUACUGAGGAGGCGCAUUCAAGACGCAAAUGCUAACUUAAUGUCUGAAUAAACAAAGAUGUCAGAAUGCUCUCA
Messenger RNA from Nycticebus coucang (slow loris), 3156 nucleotides. RefSeq names its product APC down-regulated 1 (gene APCDD1). Gene Ontology annotation, molecular function: Wnt-protein binding. The record is from RefSeq and is a predicted model, not a curated record. Gene Ontology annotation, cellular component: plasma membrane. Lineage: Eukaryota; Metazoa; Chordata; Mammalia; Primates; Lorisidae. The transcript is spliced from 5 exons. Gene Ontology annotation, biological process: negative regulation of Wnt signaling pathway. Bases 143 to 1687 code for a protein of 514 amino acids.